Molecule: messenger RNA, 1074 nt
Organism: Vespa mandarinia (Asian giant hornet)
Lineage: Eukaryota; Metazoa; Arthropoda; Insecta; Hymenoptera; Vespidae
Source: RefSeq, a predicted model, not a curated record
CACAUCUUCCGCGAUCUUAUGCUAUAAAAAGUCUUUCGAGAGUCAAUCUAGGAAACGGUAAGAAACGUGUUAGUGUUUUUAGUUAAAAUCAAGACACGAUCUAACGAGGUUCGUAAAGGAAAACUGUGACUUAUCAUCAUAUCUAAUUAUGAAGCUCCAUUACAUAUUGGCAUUAAUUACACUUCUGACAGUGGCUUAUGCAGCCGAUGUCACUCAAGAUUUAUUGAAUUCAUCAUUGAAUUCCCACGAUGAAAGUACGAGUCAAGUAAGAGAGAAAAGAACUAUACUUUUAGGAAAAACUGCACUAAUUGGAGGUGGUGGUACUCUUCUUGCUAAAAAAGCCCUUCUCGUUGGAGGUGCUGCCCUUGGAGCAAAAGCAUUGAUUGGUGCUGGCUUGUACAAAGCUAAAUAUUUGGGAAAUGGUUACGGAGGUGGUUAUGAUUUUGGAGGCGGAUAUGGUUACGGAGGCGGAUAUGGUUAUGGAGGCGGAUAUGGUCACGGAGGAGGAUAUGGUUAUGGAGGUGGCUACGGUUAUGGAGGUGGAUAUGGAGGUGGAUAUGGACAUGGACAUUCAACUUAUCACGGCUCUUAUUGGCGAUAAUUUUAUAUACUGUAAUACAGAAUGAAAGUACUCUUGAGAGAUCUGUCUGGAAACAUGUCUGAACUCAAUAUUUAUGAGAAAAAUAAUUCUUUUGUCUAAUUUAAAAGUUUAAAAAAUAGUGUAUGAUAACAAAAAUGUGCGUAAGAAAUUGUACACUUAUAAUUAGACAAUUUUUAUAAUCAUCAGUUCAUUUAUCAUUGGAAAUAUUUUAUACAAAAAAAAAACGAAAAUAAAUAAAUAAAUAUAUAUUUACAACGAAAUAAAAAAUUAGAAAAAAAAUAGAUAUCCUCCCAAUCAUUCGAACAAAAGUUAAUGACUUAGAAGAGGCUAAUACGAUAUUGAUAUCAACGAUUACAGCAUAUAGUAGUGCUGUAAUCGAAGCAAUGUCUUCGCUAAUAUUACGUGACGCUAAUUUUAUAUAUCGAUUUCGAUACUCAUAUUCUUUAUCUCGUUAAGGAAGUAGAUUUAAAUAA